AUGGAGAUGUUGCUCGAUCGGGGAACCCGCACGUACAGUUGGUUAGACUCUGAAAAAACCUCGGUUUACAUCCUGCCAAGUUGGAUCGAUUCUUCAUUCGAUACAGACGACCCCGACACUUGGCUUCCUCCAGAUCAGUUGACCCAAGUAGGUGUAUUCCCAAAAUUCGGUGAUGAUGAGGGUGACGACGCAGAGGAACAAGAGGAAGAAGAUGACAAAGAGGACGACGAGAUGCCCGAAGCUGAGGACCAUUUUGACCAACCCUCGAUGCAGCAGCCGAUGUUUCAGCAUGAUCAAUUCCAGGCCCCUCCACAACGUUUUGACCAGCCGUAUCAGCAGGAGGGACACGAAGUCCCACCAUAUUCCCCCCCCCCCCACAUUCUUUGA
Messenger RNA from Lactuca saligna, 387 nucleotides. The record is from the annotation of a GenBank genome assembly. NCBI's taxonomy places the organism in Eukaryota, Viridiplantae, Streptophyta, Magnoliopsida, Asterales, Asteraceae.